AUGGUAGAGACAGAGAGCAAAAUCAGGAAGAUCUCUCUCUCUUCUCUCUCUCUCUCUCUCUCUUACUUCCUGACUCUCUGCUCCAGUCCUUUGCUACCUUCUGCUCUCUACUCCUCUUAUCAUCUCUAUCAUCAUCGACUCUCUCUUGAUAUCAACUUCAUCUUCUUCAUCUCGUCUUCUCGUCUUCUUCUUCUUCUUCUUCUCCUUAAAGCUAAUCUGGCUCAAGUCUUGGCAUCGAGAUCUGAUGGAUUUAAAGUAAAAAAGGGGCAAACAGAGAGUAAACAGAGAGUAAACACACAGACAAGACAGCAAUAG
This is a messenger RNA of Trichophyton benhamiae CBS 112371, 315 nucleotides long. RefSeq lists its product as uncharacterized. The transcript is spliced from 2 exons. The coding region runs from base 1 to 315 and encodes 104 amino acids. The record is from RefSeq and is a predicted model, not a curated record. Lineage: Eukaryota; Fungi; Ascomycota; Eurotiomycetes; Onygenales; Arthrodermataceae.